Molecule: messenger RNA, 1621 nt
Organism: Serpula lacrymans var. lacrymans S7.9
Lineage: Eukaryota; Fungi; Basidiomycota; Agaricomycetes; Boletales; Serpulaceae
Exons: 11
Coding region: 32-1084 (350 amino acids)
Biological process (GO): N-acylethanolamine metabolic process; N-acylphosphatidylethanolamine metabolic process
Cellular component (GO): membrane-bounded organelle; cytoplasm
Molecular function (GO): N-acylphosphatidylethanolamine-specific phospholipase D activity; zinc ion binding
Source: RefSeq, a predicted model, not a curated record
AAGAUGAUACAAAUUCCUCUUUCGACAAUCCAUGGCCACCUGUCAAGACUGUCUCAGAAAGCCUGCGGAGUCUCCUGCAGCUAGCUUUGCCCUUGACUUUACAGUAUACAAUAGUGUAGAGGGGAAGGCUGGCAUAUGCGCUACCUGGCUUGGUCACGCCGGAUUUCUCGUGCAGCUCCCUGCUCGUGGAUAUGUAAAACCUGUGCAUAUCAUUUUUGACCCGAUUUUCGCAGAGUCUGCAUAUCCGUCUAAUGUGUUCAGGGGUUUACGCAGACGCCUUCCUGCGCCAUGUACUAUCGAUCUCCUUCCUGAGAUUGAUUUCGUCGUAAUAAGUCAUAAUCAUUAUGAUCACUGCGAUACGGAUACCUUAUUGGCCAUCUGGAAGCGAUCAACGCCUGAUAGGCCUACUCGGUUUCUUGUUCCACUUGGAGUUCGGGUCACCUUGGUAGCUGUAGGCAUUCCCGAGUCUCAAGUUUUAGAGCUGGAUUGGUGGGAUUCUAUCGCAUACCCGUCGUAUUCUUCCUCCUUCUCACCUGAUGCUCAACUUGACCAUGCCUCCGACCUUGUAUUCACAUGUACUCCAUGUCAGCACACUAGUGGAAGAGGUGUCUUCGAUCAAAAGGGCUCCUUAUGGUCAAGUUGGGUCCUUCAGCAGAAAUCGACAAACGGUGACCCCGUGGCUUCAGUGUAUUUUGCAGGAGAUACGGGAUACCAGACAGCAAGCGGACCCUGCCCUGCUUUUCAAGAGAUCGGUGAAAAGUUCGGGCCCUUUGACCUCGCAAUGAUUCCUAUCUGGCGAGGUGCCACCCUAAGUUUUCUGGGGCAAAUAGGCUAUCGACUCGCAGACGAAACCCAUCUCGCAACCACUCACGCCUCGCCAGAAGAUGCCGUCUUACUCGCGCAAGACGUACGAGCUCGUCACUCGCUUGCAAUGCAUUUUGCCACCUGGGCAGGGAGUGACGAUGAGGCGGUGGAACCUCUCGUGAGACUUUGCCAAGCACGAAGUGGUGACUGGAAAGAGGAAGGAGGGUUUGGUGCAAUUGAUAUCGGUGAAACUGUUGUUGUACCUGUGAAUUCUAGCUGAGUUUUGGUGUUCGAUCGAGUCAUCUGUAAUACUCUAUAUUGAAAUAAGGGAAACAAUAGAUGAGCUGCACUCGCCUCUGUAAGCGCGUUUGUCUGCUUCCACCGAUUUGUCACCUCCUCCCUGAGUGCGACCCAAUUGUCCGCCUCCACGAACAUAUCGUGCUGCUCAUAGGCUUCGGGGUCCUGGGCAACGAAAGCGCCUUCCUUGAUAUAAUUGAUUAUGAGGUUGCCGUCCUACGUACACGAUAAACGUACGCCAAACCUUUGUUUCAGCAUCAAGUUUUACAUGUUGAUGCUCGGAAUGCGUUGCCUGGUCUGUUUUCUCGGUCGACAUGGCGGGCGAGAAUGAUGAGAUAUUAAUCAAGCGGGGACCUAUACAACGCGAUGUGAAUACAACAAAAUUAUUUGCGAUGACCGGCGCAAAAUAUGGAACAGAGGAAAGGAAAAGGAUUGGAAUAUGGAUGCGGCCCGUUACGAGAAGAAAAGGCAAGCCUUAGAACUUUAUAAAAAAUAAAGCGAGGUUGAUUGAAACCAGAAA